GUGAAAGGCGGAAAACUGCCUGGCUUAUAUGGUGGCCAUACAGGUUGUUCUGGGGGUGCUGCCGCCGAAGACUGCCUUAGCACACGACUCAUGUGGAGGCCGGGUGGUGCCGGGGAACCAUAUCUCGACUGUCGAUCCACUCGCAUUGCCUUGUAUUCCAAUCCCCAGUCAGUCUGCGAUUACGAGUAUGGGCUCUCAAUAGGCAGGGGGUCGUUCCACUAUAGCAGAGGCAAUUGGACGAACUUGCGCCAGGACAUCGUGCUCAACACACCUGGGAAGCAGGAUGGGGCGUUCACUUUGUUCAUGGACGGGAAGCAGGCGACAAACCGGACGGACAUAUUUUAUCGUGACGCACCUCAGCAGAAAAAGAAGCCGAAACCAAAGAUCACAUGCAAAUCUUCCACCACUUUCUUCGGCGGGCACGGAGACGGCUGGGCGACUCCCAAACAACAGUAUGCGUGGUUCAAAGACUUCGCCAUGACGCACAACUCCUGA
This is a messenger RNA of Suillus paluster, 495 nucleotides long. RefSeq lists its product as uncharacterized. The transcript has 3 exons. The record is from RefSeq and is a predicted model, not a curated record. The annotation marks the transcript as partial. NCBI's taxonomy places the organism in Eukaryota, Fungi, Basidiomycota, Agaricomycetes, Boletales, Suillaceae.